UCCGAAGCCUUGCAUCAAACCAGCUGAUUGCACAAAGCACCGUUCUUCGGCAACGACAAUUCUUUGUUAUCGUUGAUUGAAGUUUUCGUUGUGAUGUCUUGAUAAGGAAAACACACCAAUUACACAGUUUAAAUGCGCAAAAAUGUCUCAUGAUGCCUACACAAAGACUGGCCUCUACAGUCACCAAUCUGCUCAUGUAGAGCAGCAACCUGCUUCUGCUGCAGCAUUUCCAUCCAAUGGCAAGAAAAGGAAAAAAUCAAAUGGCCCUUCAUGCUCAACAGAGACCAUAAACGCUGACAAUCUUCAUGGCUGCUACAGCAAUGAUCAUGGCUCAGUUCAAACUUCUGUAUCUAGUUUACAAGAGGGAGAUUGCAGAAAUUGUGAUACUAUUUACCAUAACAGCAUAGUGAACAGUGGCAGUCUAAGUGGCCCUAAUUAUACUACAAGAUGCCCAACACAUGAUGACAAAUCUUUAGCUGUGCAGCCAACAAAAUCUUCAAAGUUGAGCUCUCAAAUCAAUUGUCCUCCUGAAGAUGCUUUAGCUGAGUUAGAGCCUUAUGAUGAUAAACCUACUACGUCUCAAUUAGAAACUUAUGAAAAAGAUAAACCAAUUGUUCAAAAUAAUGUCUGCAGUAACUCUGGGCCUAAAAAUAAUAUUCCGAUAAGAGUUGAUACCGUAAAAACUUUACCAUCUCAAGAAGAGGAAGUUCCGUUACAUCAUUUUGGUACAUCCUCUUGUGCUGCAGCAAUGCCCCAAUCUUCUACCGCCAUUCCCACAUCAGAUUCGUCCACGGUUGAGUGUGGUCUGCUAUCAUUUCGUCCUUCUUUCUUGCAAAAACUUGCAAACAUCAAAGUGUUUGUUCUGCUUCUGUCCCUCCUUGUGACCGUCCAGCAAGCUGUGGCAUCAGGCUACCUGAAUUCUGUGAUCACUACUUUAGAGAAGCGAUAUGAGGUGCCUUCAUACAUUACUGGCCUCAUCUCAUCCAUGUAUGAGAUUGGCAACGUUUCCACCGUUAUUUUUGUGUCGUAUCUUGGAUCCAGCCGUCACAUUCCUGUAUGGAUUGCUGUUGGUUGUGUUGCCAUGGGCAUGGGCUCACUGUUGUUUGUGGGUCCACAACUUUUCUUGGAAAGAUGGUCAGUUGAAGGAUCUGGAGCCUUAGCCUCCAAUGGAUCAAGCAUGUGCACGGCGGCCACAAUCCAUCACCAGCCAAUUGAUCAGCUGCCUGAGCUUGGUUUUCCUAAGCUGCCUCGCUUGGGGUCGUCUAAUAACGGCGCCUGCAUUGAUGAAGACGUGGCACCUGGCCAGAUAACCCCAGUGCUGCUGUUCAUGGCGGGCCAGCUCCUGCUGGGGGCUGGAGGCUCCCCUUUGUUGACGCUUGGUACCACAUACAUCGACGACCACGUCAAGAGGCAGGACUCCUCCCUGUACAUCGGCAUCAUUUACACCAUGGGAGCGUUCGGGCCAGUAUUGGGGUUCCUCUUAGGAGGCUAUCUUCUCUCGUUUUAUGUUGAUACUUUGUUUGUCUCUGAAGAUCUCAUUAAAAUUGACAGAACUCAUCCACGUUGGAUUGGGAUGUGGUGGGCGGGAUUUCUUUUGGGCAGUGUGGCGCUAUUCGUCCUGUCAGUUCCAUUCCUGAUGUUCCCGAAGAAGCUGGUGAAGGAACGUGAGAAAGUUCGACUUGCAGAGAAGAGGAGCGCGGAGACGGCCAAAGGCCACCGCAGGACCAAGAGCGAGACUAGCACCUGUUCGCGCGUGUCGAGAACAAGUCUGGCCUCGCGGCGCAUGUAUGGCAAGGACGUACGAGAUAUUCCUGCGUGUCUCUUGAAACUUAUACUCAAUCCUAUUUACUUCAUGACUUGCCUGGCGGCGUGCAUGGAGCUCAUCAUCGUCUCGGGUUUCAUCGUCUUCUUGCCCAAGUAUCUGGAGACGCAGUUUUCACUCUCUAAUGUGCAAGCGUCCGUGUUUACGGGAGGAGUCGCUAUCCCAGGGGCGUGCGUGGGUACAUUCCUGGGGGGCUACAUCCUCAAACGAUUCAGCCUGCGUCCCAAAGGAGCCGUGCAGAUGCUCAUGGUAUGUAACCUUUUUGGCCUGAGUCUCUACGGAUUGUUUUUUAUUCUCGGAUGCGAGAACGUCAAAAUGGCUGGUGCUACUUCGCCGUAUUUCAGCAAGUCUGUAGAACAACCUGUGGCAGCUGGUUACACGCACUCUACUGCCCCUCCAGCGCUCCAGAGGUCGGCCUUCAGUGGCACUGCGAUGCCUAAAUUUAGCGUUCCUUCCGACUACAUCGAUGACGUUUUGAUCACGACUCCUUUCGAUGAAAACCAGGAUGGGGACAACUUGGCAUCAAGGAGCAGUUUCUUUUCAAGCUCUGAACACCAAGGACCUUCGAGCGUGAGCGCUAGUGGUAAACUUAGUGGCACAUUCACCGUAAACUUGACGUCUUGGUGCAAUACGGGAUGCAAAUGCUCGCACCGUCUAGCCGAGCCCGUGUGCGGUAACAACGGCCUUACAUACUUCAGUCCCUGCCAUGCCGGCUGUACGGCCGCCUCACCUUCGUCCUUCACCAACUGUACAUGUAUCGACAGCGUUGCGUUCGAGCCGUCAAGCGCGGCGUUCGCGGAGGUGGUAGCGGUGCCCGUGGCGACGUCUGGCCCGUGCUACAUCCCCUGCAACACCUUCAUGCCCUUCAUGGUGGUGCUCUUCCUCAUGUGUGCUAGUGUCGCCACCUCACAGAUGCCCCUCCUCAUGAUCGUGUUAAGGUCAGUGUCGGAAGAAGAGCGCGCCUUGGCACUUGGGUUGCAGUUCGUCAUGUACAGACUCAUCGCCUACAUCCCCGCCCCCAUCAUGUUCGGCUCCAUCAUCGACAGCACCUGCCUGAUGUGGACCAGCGUGUGUGACCGAGGGCGCUGUCUCAUGUACGACAUCGAGCAGUUCAGGUUCAGGUGA
Messenger RNA from Hyalella azteca, 2947 nucleotides. It is a transcript of the gene Oatp30B, whose product is annotated as solute carrier organic anion transporter family member 4A1-like. The transcript is spliced from 4 exons. The record is from RefSeq and is a predicted model, not a curated record. Gene Ontology annotation, biological process: sodium-independent organic anion transport; transmembrane transport. The coding region runs from base 143 to 2947 and encodes 934 amino acids. NCBI's taxonomy places the organism in Eukaryota, Metazoa, Arthropoda, Malacostraca, Amphipoda, Hyalellidae. Gene Ontology annotation, molecular function: protein binding. Gene Ontology annotation, cellular component: membrane.